Molecule: messenger RNA, 7222 nt
Organism: Peromyscus californicus insignis
Lineage: Eukaryota; Metazoa; Chordata; Mammalia; Rodentia; Cricetidae
Gene: Mideas
Product: mitotic deacetylase associated SANT domain protein
Exons: 13
Coding region: 556-3861 (1101 amino acids)
Biological process (GO): negative regulation of DNA-templated transcription; regulation of transcription by RNA polymerase II
Cellular component (GO): transcription regulator complex; histone deacetylase complex
Molecular function (GO): transcription corepressor activity
Source: RefSeq, a predicted model, not a curated record
CAGGACUGGGGGUGACACGCAGGGAGGGAGAGCGCUCUCGAGGCGGACUGGAAGGGCGCGGGGCGCGCCGAGGCUGCCGGGUCGCGAGCAGCGGGUGACAGCACGCACGUCCCGCCCGGGGCCCUGCCAGCAAACUUCCCAGCUCCGGGAGGAGCGGGCUUUGGCGAGAGCCCUGCGAACGCCGCGGGCAGGCGACGGCGCCUGUUUGUUUUUCAAAUCCGGGAGUGCGUGCAAGCGGCUGGGCUCCUCGGAGGCGACCCGCGGCGGCGGCCCGCGGCGGAAGGAAGGGAGACUGCUGAGGCCGGAGGCCCGGCGGGAGCUGGGCUCCAGGAUCCGGGGCAGCAGCAUGACUGGAACGUGUAGCUGAGCUCAAGAGCCUCUCCAGAAGAGGAAGGACCGGCGGACAUUUCUUGGCUCCUGCGUUUUCCUCUGCCCUUCUUCUGCCCCCACUGGCUCCGGGACUGGGACUUAGGCCAGGCUUCCAGCAGGACCUUCUCCCGAGGGAUGGGCAGUUGCUGAAGGACGUCUCAUUGCCAGGGCUCAGCUGGCCACACCAUGAACCUCCAAGCCCAGCCCAAGGCUCAGAAUAAACGCAAGCGUUGCCUUUUUGGGGACCAGGAGCCAGCUUCCAAGGAACAGCCACCACCCCUGAAGGCUCCAUCACAGUCCCUCAGAGCGAAGGAGGAACAGUACGAGGCCCACGAAGGUCCAGCCGGGGUUGCCUCCACCACCCAGCCUGUGGAGCUGCCUCCUACCAACAACCUGGCUCUGCUGAACUCCGUGGUGUACGGGUCUGAGCGGACCACUGCGGCCAUGUUGUCCCAGCAAGCCCAAGUAAGCUCAGUCAAGUGGCCCAACUCUGUGAUGGCUCCGGGGCGGGGCCUGGAGCGAGGAGGAGGAGGAGGAGGAGGAGCUGGAGGCAUUAGUGACAGUGGCUGGCAGCAGCAACCUGGCCAGCCUCCACCCCACUCAUGGAACCACCUGUCCCUCUACAGUGGACCCAAAGGGAGCCCUCAUCCAGGUGUGGGGGUCUCUCCCUACUAUAACCACCCUGAGGCGCUGAAGGGGAACAAGCCUGGAGUUCCACAGCUGGAUCACUAUGGAAACGCAGUGCAGCCCAUGGUGCCACAGAAGGUGCAGCUGGAGGUGGGGAGGCCCCAAGCACCCUUGAACUCUUUCCACGCAGCCAAGAAACCCCCCAACCAGACACUGCCCUUGCAACCCUUCCAGCUGGCCUUCGGCCACCAGAUGAACCGGCAGGUCUUCCGGCAGGGUCCACAGCAGCCUAACGCCAGCACCUCCUUCCAGCCUCAGAAGCAGCCGCAGCCACAGCAGCAGCAGCCGCCGCCAGCGGCCCUGCCCCAGAUGCAGCUGUUUGAGAGCUUCUACCCCAUGCAUCAGCCGCCUUCACAGCAGCCCCAGGACUUUGGCCUGGCACCGGGUGGGCCCCUGGGACAGACCCACCUUGCACAUCACAGCAUGGCCCCCUACCCUUUCCCUCACAACCCAGAUUUGAACCCAGAACUGCGCAAGGCCCUCCUGCAGGACUCUGCCCCACAGUCUGUGCUACCUCAGCCCCAGAUGGCCUUCCCACGUCGCUCCCGCCGUCUCUCCAAGGAGGGGAUUCUGCCUUCCAACUCCCUCGAUGGAGCUGGCGCCCAACCUGGGCAGGAGCCCACAGGCAAUCUGUUCCUUCAUCACUGGCCUCUGCAGCAGCCACCACCGCCGGGCUCCCUGGGGCAGCCCCAUCCUGAAGACCUGAGAUUCCCAUUGGAACUAAGGGAGUCACAGCUGCUGGCUGACGGGGAGAGACUGGCACCCAACGGUCGGGAGCGGGAGGCUCCCCCCAUGGGUAAUGAGGAGGUCAUGAGGGCAGGGGCCCUAGGGGACUGUGGACAGAUGAUACGAGGUGGGGUGAUCCAGAGCACAAGACGGAGGCGCAGGGCGUCGCAGGAGGCUAAUUUGCUGACGCUGGCCCAGAAGGCGGUGGAGCUGGCCUCUCUGCAGGAUGCCAACGGCUCUGAGGAGAAGCGGAAAAGUGUGCUGGCCUCAACGGCCAAGUGCGGGGUGGAGUUUUCUGAGCCUGCCUUAGCUGCUAAGCGAGCUCGAGAGGAGAGUGGGAUGGUGCCCCUCAUCAUCCCCGUGUCUGUCCCUGUGCGGACGGUGGUGGGUCCAGCGGAGGUGGCCCAAGUGGGAAGUGUCGAGGAGGACGGCAAGGGUCUUGAACACUACCCCACUGAGCACAAGCCCUCGGUCAUCGUCACCCGCAGGCGGUCCACGAGAGUCCCUGGGACGGAUGCUCCAGCUCAGGCUGAAGAGCUGAACGUCAAGUUGGAGGGAGAGCCUUCCCUGCGGAAACCAAAGCAGCGGCCACGGCCGGAGCCCCUCAUCAUCCCCACCAAGGCGGGCACUUUCAUCGCCCCUCCUGUCUACUCCAACAUCACCCCCUACCAGAGCCAUCUGCGUUCUCCCGUCCGCCUAGCUGACCACUCCUCUGAGAGGAGCUUCGAGCUGCCCCCCUACACACCGCCCCCCAUUCUCAGCCCCGUUCGGGAAGGCUCCGGCCUCUACUUCAAUGCCAUCAUAUCAACCAGCAGCAUCCCGGCCCCUCCUCCUAUCACGCCAAAGAGUGCCCACCGUACCCUGCUCCGUUCUAAUAGCUCCGAAGUCACCCCGCCCGUCCUGUCUGUGAUGGGGGAGGCCACCCCCGUGAGCAUCGAACCACGGAUCAAUGUUGGUACCCGGUUCCAAGCAGAAAUCCCCAUGAUGAGAGACCGUGCCCUGGCAGCUGCAGACCCCCACAAGGCUGACUUGGUGUGGCAGCCCUGGGAGCAUCUUGAGAGCAACUGGGAGAAGCAGAGGCAAGUGGAUGACCUGUUGACAGCUGCCUGUUCAAGCAUUUUCCCUGGUGCUGGCACCAACCAGGAACUGGCCUUGCACUAUCUGCAUGAGUCGAGGGGGGACAUCCUGGAAACGCUGAAUAAGCUGCUCCUGAAGAAGCCCGUGCGGCCCCACAACCACCCGCUGGCCACGUAUCACUACACAGGCUCUGACCAGUGGAAGAUGGCUGAGAAGAAGCUGUUCAACAAGGGCAUCGCCAUCUAUAAGAAGGAUUUCUUCCUGGUGCAGAAGCUGAUCCAGACCAAGACUGUGGCCCAGUGUGUGGAGUUCUACUACACCUACAAGAAACAGGUGAAAAUUGGCCGCAAUGGGACGCUCACCUUUGGCGACGUGGAUACAAGUGAUGAGAAGUCAGCCCAGGAAGAGGUUGAAGUGGACGUUAAGACUUCUCAGAAGGUCCCCAGGGUGCCUCCUCCCAGAAGAGAGUCCCCAAGUGAAGAGAGACUGGAGCCCAAGAGAGAAGUAAAAGAGCCCAGGAAGGAGGGGGAGGAGGAGGAGGUGCCAGAAACCCAGGAGAAGGGAGAGCAGGAAGAGGGCCGCGAGCGCAGCCGGAGGGCCGCUGCCGUCAAGGCUACGCAGACACUACAGGCCAACGAGGCGGCCAAUGACGUCCUCAUUCUCCGGAGCCACGAACCCAACGCCCCGGGGCCUGCAGGUGCUCAGACCUCCGAGAAACCGAGAGAAGGACCCGGGAAGUCACGCAGGGCACUGCCUUUCACGGAGAAGAAGAAAAAACCCGAGGCUUUUAAUAAAACCCAAAACCAGGAGAACACUUUCCCUUGUAAAAAAUGCGGCAGGGUGUUUUACAAGGUGAAGAGCCGCAGCGCCCACAUGAAGAGUCACGCCGAGCAGGAGAAGAAGGCGGCGGCCCUGAGGCUGAAGGAGAAGGAGGCAGCCGCCGCCGCUGCCGCGCACCAGCAGGCGCUGAGGGAGGAGAGCGGCGAGGGCGAGAAGGGCUGAGAGCCCGCUGGACCCUCUCCCUGGGCUCCCCCUGCACCCCUGCACCCGGGAACCUCCGGAGGGAGCCAGGAAGAGGGUCCCGUGGACUUUGCCAAACCAAUCCGAUGAUGAAAAAUAAACAGGCGCUUUUGUUGACGAAGGCCGAGGACAGUGUUAAGGGCUCGCAGGAUCCAGUCCUCCCAGGAUCUGGUCCGUCAGGAGUUGAGCCGCUGGCCUGGAGCCUUUGAGAGGCCGGGCCCCUUGCAAGGGGGAAGGGCUCUGGCGCUGCUCCCUGAUUUCCGCUGCUGCUGCCAGGCCUUGCGCAUCUCUGCCUCCCCCGUCCCAGGUCCCUAGUAAGCCACCGUGGCAAGCCAAACACAAGCUCACCCCAUGGCAGAUGAUUUCUCCUUCCCCAGAGGUCCUGGAAGGCUGUGCAGACCUUGUCCCAAGACCCCGAACAAAGGGACUCCUCAGAGAACGGUGGCCUUAACACCUGGGUUGUCCCUGUACAACUGCAUCCCGGCUGGAGCCGCGCCAGUGACCUGGCUUGAGGUCACCGCCUCUCUAGGAGUGUCUCGGAGGACAGUUUCAACCUCGUUGCUGCUUGUUAACAGCCCGUCUGGGGCUGGAAAAGUCUUCUCAAACAUUUGAGGAAGGGCCCCCGCUCUUCACGUCCCUGCUCUCAGCCUGCUGCGGGGAAGGGAACUGUACAGAGGCCAGAAGAUGCAGAGCCAGGCCGGAGGGAUCUUCGGAGAAGCCUGAUGACUCUUCCUGCUGCCUACCAUUUUGUACCUUUGGGUCCUGGAGGCUGCUGAGGGAGCCUCAAGCAGGUCCUGGAAAGGCCUGGCCUGCUCUUCGGUGCCAGCUCCCGGCUUGCUUGUCCUGUUCUCGGUAGCUGCGGCCUAACCCCACUGUACCCCCACUCAGUGUUGAUAUUCACAGCCUAACACACACACCCCCCACCCGCCCCCAUCCUGCAUGCUGAAGAUUUCUGGAUCCUUCCCUGGGAGGGGGAUGUCUCCUAACUAGAUUAGACAGGAGCCUUCAUUCCUUGACUCGUGUCAUUUGGGAACUAUUUAUUUAUUCUUAAUAUUUAAUUUUUAACAUCCUCAGGGACCAGGGGCCUCUUGCUUUCCAGAGGUCCAAGUGCAUUUAAUCCCAAAAUAAGGCACCUUCUUAGCAUCCCCACCCCCACCCCCAAUCCCAAGGCCCUAGGGUCCCUUACCUUGUGGCUCUUGCCAGUAGGGACGGUGGUAGUACUGAACGGGCUGGGAAGGUGGGGAGUGUUGUCACAGUCACAGGAAACUAGCAGAUGUGGGUGACAUCAAAGGCAGUUCUUGGGCCUGCCCUCUGUGUACUUUCAAAACGCUUGAGGGAGUUGGCAGGCCGCCAGAAUUCUAGUUCUGUUUAUCAGCCUGGAUUCUGGCUGGAAGAAACCAUAUUUGGCAUGAAAUUACUAAAGGGCCGGAAUGUUCUGGAGGCCCCUUGGCUUGCCAGUCCCAUAGGGGGCCUAAGUGAUUUUUCUGACGUCAUUAGUCAACUGAGUUGUGCAGAAGAAAGUCUAAGUGGAUGUGUAUCUGAGUGGUCAACAUGUUAGCAAAGAACUGAAAAGGACUCGUUCACUGUUCUGUAGGGAAUAGCCUACAGCCCUGUUGGAAACUGGAAAGAGACAUGGAGUUUUGUUUUAAGCUGUUCACUAUUGGGCAUUUUUUACAUUCAUUUAUGCAUUAGUAUGGUCCUAUGAGAGCUGCCUUUGGAAGUAACAAAAAUGUCCCCCUAGAUAGCUGGGCGGUUACCUAAACCUUUAGCUUCCCUGUUAGUUUCUUUCAGAGGCGUCUACAAACUCAGAGUCUCAAGAUUGCAAAAAUCUGGUACCCUCUGGAAGCAAGAGAGCAACAAAUGUAGACUUCCUUCUAAAUCACGUGCAUAAUGAGUGCCUUCAUAGCUUAGCCCCAAAGUGCUGCUUAAUGGUUCCCGAGGUUUUUUUCUAUUUAAACCAUAUUUGGCUCAGGCCCCUUGGACAUGUGAUAUCAGACAUCUUCAGCCACGUGAGACUCUUCUGCUCAGUGGUACCACCUAGUCCUUGGAAAUCCUACUAAAAAAAAAAAAAGCGAUUCUACUUUUCUCAAUUCACAGAGACCAGACCAGAUGAAUAUAGCCAGGAAAAAAAAAAUCGAGAUGCUACCUUUCAGUAGCAAUCUCAUCAGAAGAACCCAUGCUCCAGGAUGCAGUGUGAGCACCGCGCUGUUUCCAGGGCAGAUGCCCUUGUGGCAGGCUGGCGCAGGCGCGUCCUUACUGGUGCUUUCUCCUAUGAACACACUGGGCUUGGUUCGUUUGGGUUGUUCUUUUCUUCCUCCUCAGAGCUUUCUGCUUUAAGAAUAAGUAACAACUUCAGCUUUACAUUAGCCUCCCCACACCAUCUCACCUUACCUGCCUCGCAGCCUCCGCCUGCAUUCCGAGAAGGGCAUGGAACUGACAAUAGUGUUCUGGACCAUUUCUGAGGUCUCUUACCCAUCUAAGGAGACAGUGCCGUUACUGCUGUCCUCCGCGCCUUCAGCAGUCCCCUCUUGGCUAAGGUACAUACCCGCCCCUCCCCGCCACCCCACCUCCAGCCCUGGCACAGAGGCCCUGUGCUGCUGAUGUCUAAAGGGAUUGCCUAUAUUUAACUGCCUCAGUGACCUAACCUCUUUCUUCUCCUGUGCCAGAUGUUAAAGAUGAAGGAGGAAUAUACAACACAUAUUCAAGCCUCAGCUGUUUAAAUGUUUUUUUUUUUUUUUUUUUUUUUUUUUAAAAUGGGGGCUCACUUUUCUGGGUUGUUAUUUAUUACUAGACUGGCAAAGCCUAACUCCUUAGGUUUUUACAGGAAGUAUGCAUAUUUUUAUAAAACAGUGUGUCUAACCCACAUUUGACUGUGUUGGUUGCCUCAAAAAAAAAAAAAAAAACCAACCAAUUGCAGCUGUUAGAACUUUUCCUCAAUCGUCCAAGUUGAAGGCCUUGUUGGAGAGGACAGAGCACAGGAACAGCCUUGACAGUCUGUAAUUAUUGUACAAAUAGUUGAAUAGCAUAAAAUAAGCAUAGUCCUUUUAUUUUGAAACAAAAUGAUCAGACACUGCCUUUCGUGUUUGCUGCCUGUGCCACUCUCCUCAAAGACUGUUACAUAUUAAAUAGUGUACAUACAUAUAUAUAUAAAUAUUACCUCUUUUGCUGUACAGUUGUGAUAGACCAGACUGAAAAUUUUAUUUUUUGUGUGCUUUUUAUAAAAAAAAAUUAAUACACUAAAGAGAAUCUUGCUGAUGUGAUUGUAAUGUACCUAUGUAACUUAUUUACUUUUGAAUGUUCUGUAUCUUAAGACCUUUUAUUAAAUAAGGUUUUAAAAAACUCA